CAGUGAAUGCAGCAGAAUAUAUCAGCAGUUCGUGUUUGUGUCGGUGUUUUCUGUUUGUGUGGCGGAGAACAGGAAAGUUCGUAGUUUGCAGUCAGACGCAAGAAAACUAACAAGUAAGCACGUAUGUUUGUCACGACUUGUCUGAAUAUGUAUUAUGAAGAAACCACAUCAAAAGGCCCAAUCAACAUCUGGGUGCACUUUCUCAGAUUUCUCUUUAUAUGCAGCCAGUUCCACCUCAUUUCUGGAUACUCUAACCGUGACAGGGCACUACAGUUGAUGUCUCACUAUCCUCUCAUUGAUGGUCAUAAUGACCUAGCUCUCCAGCUGAGAAUCCACCACAGCAAUAACCUGAGCCAAAUUGAUCUUAAUCAUAUCGACAAAGUGGCCACUGACAUCUCCCGCCUCCGUGCUGGCCAUGUACAGACACAGGUGUUUGCAGCCUAUGUCGUGUGUGGGGCCCAGCAGAAGGAUGCUGUGAGGCUGACUCUGGAACAGCUGGAUGUGAUCCGACGCAUGUGCACCGAGUACCAGGACUUUGAGCUGGUCACUUCAGUUCAAGAGAUUAUUGAAUCACAGGAGAGGGAUAAAAUAGCCUGUUUGAUAAGCAUUGAAGGAGGCCACUCGAUUGACAGCAGUCUUCCAGCACUGAGGAUGUUUUACCAGCUCGGAGUCCGCUCCAUGUCCCUCACACAUUCCUGCAAUACUCCCUGGGCUGAAUCAUCUUCACAUCUUUAUAAUGCCUUUCUAAACCGGGAAAGCAGCCUGACRCAUUUUGGAAAGGCUGUGGUGAAUGAGAUGAACAGACUGGGGAUGAUCGUGGACCUCUCCCACACAUCUUGGGGCACAGCUUUGGCUGUGCUGAACUAUUCCAAAGCUCCCGUCAUUUUUAGUCAUUCCUCCUCCUUCUCUAUUUGUAACCACAGCCGCAAUGUACCUGAUUACCUUCUGCGUGAGCUGAAAAAGAACCAAGGCCUGAUCAUGGUGAAUUUUUACAGCCCCUUUGUUGCCUGCAGUGAUAAAGGGAAUGUCUCCCAUGUGGCUGACCAUUUUGAUCACAUUAGGAGUGUUAUUGGAGCUGAGUCAAUUGGAAUCGGAGGAGACUUUGAUGGCGGUGAGAGCUUCCCUCAAGGGUUAGAAGAUGUGUCAAAAUACCCUGCCAUAAUCCAAGAACUCCUGAGAAGAAACUGGACAGAGAAUGAGCUGUCAGGGGUCCUUCGAAGGAAUUUCCUCCGGGUGUUUGAAGAAGUUGAAAAGGUSCGAGAUCAGCUAAUCACACAGAAGCCCAGUGAGGUCCACAUCCCCUUAGAACAGGUGAAGAAUCCCUGCAGAUUGGAACUCAGGCGUCCGAAGUUCUCAUCAAAUGCAGAACGAAGGUCACUGAACCUGCUUUUCCUGACCUCUGUUCUGCUGCUUUCCAUUGCUUUUUAAACUGACUGAAUAAUAUCCCUUUAGAUCUCUUUGAGCAUUUUUCUUAAUACUUGUAUUAUGAAGGAGAGCUUGACUUUGCUUUUUAAAGUGUUUUUCUUUUUCCUUUUAUUUUCUUUUAUUUAUUUU
Molecule: messenger RNA, 1554 nt
Organism: Austrofundulus limnaeus
Lineage: Eukaryota; Metazoa; Chordata; Actinopteri; Cyprinodontiformes; Rivulidae
Gene: dpep2
Product: dipeptidase 2
Exons: 11
Coding region: 124-1428 (434 amino acids)
Biological process (GO): proteolysis
Molecular function (GO): metallodipeptidase activity
Source: RefSeq, a predicted model, not a curated record